CUCUUGGGCGGUGAAGCACUGGUGUAUGAGAGGAAAAUGUAUCGUCUCGGCCGACAGUCUAUCUCCAAGAUCGCCUUCAAUUUCUUUUUAUCCACUGUGCCACGGGAACGUUUUCACUUUACUAGACAGUACAAUAAAAGCUGGUCGUGUAUUGGCUGAUUUUUGAUCAAAUAUUUUACAUUAAAUUGCACAAAAAUGCCAAGGAACAAGAAGAAGAAUAGCAAGGGGGGCCAGCAUGGAGCUGUGCAGCCUUUCAGUGAUGAGGACGCCUCCAUCGAGACCCUCAGUCAUUGCAGCAGCUUAAGUGACGCCACAAGUGCAGCGGAUGAAGGUGGAGAGGCGAGUGAGGACACCGCCCAGGAGGAUUUCCAGUAUAAGCUGAAGGGCUUUAUAGACAGCACUGUGGACAAAAGUGCGAAGACGAGGCAGGGGGCCCUGGACGGCCUCAAGACGGCAAUGGCCACUCGGAUCCUGUACGAGUUCAUCUCGGAGCGAAGGAUGACCAUCACCGACAGCAUCGAGCGUUGCCUCAAGAAAGGUAAAGGCGAGGAGCAGAGGGCGGCCGCUUCUCUGGCAUGCCUGCUGUGCAUUCAGCUGGGCUCGGGGAUCGAGAGCGAAGAGGUUUUCAAGACCUUAAAGCCCGUCUUCAAAAACAUUUUGGCGGACGGGUCGGCGAACAUACAAGCGAGACAAGCUGUGGCGACGAGUCUGGGGCUGUGUACGCUUGUUGCAGAGGACGACGUUUUGGACGUACAGGCGACCAUGGAGUGCUUCGAGAGCCUGUUCACCCGGUCCUACGCCAAGGCGGACGGCACCUGCCCUUCGAUCGGGCCGCAGAUGAGCCAGCUCCACGUCAACGCCCUGCUGUCCUGGGCCCUGCUGCUCACCAUCUGCUCGGCCAGCCAGCUCAAAGACAUCUUGAAAAAGCACCUGGCCCGGCUGCAGCGGCUGCUGGAGAGCGACGACGUCAACAUGCGGAUCGCCGCCGGGGAGACCAUCGCUCUGCUCUUUGAGCUGGCCCGGGACGUCGACUCGGAGUUCGAGUUCGACGAGUGGGACGAGCUGUGUUACAAGCUGAACGCGCUGGCCACCGACUGCAACAAGCACCGGGCCAAGACCGACAAGAGGAAGCAGAGGUCUGUGUUCAGGGACGUGCUGAAGGCCGUUGAGGAGGGGGACUUCCAAUCUGAGACGCUGCGCUUCGGAACCGAGCGCAUGACCAUCGACAGCUGGGUCAGAAAGAGGACCUACGACGCUUUCAGGGAGUUCGUGGGCUCCGGCAUGAACUACCACCUACAGGCGAAUGAGUUCAUCAGGGAUGUGUUUGAGCUGGGACCGCCCAUUCUGGUUGACUCGGCCACGAUGAAGGCCAUGAAAAUCUCUCGCUUCGAAAGGCAUCUCCACAACUCGGCUGCUUUCAAGGCUCGGACCAAGGCCAGGAGCAAGUUCAGAGACAAGAGGGUGGAUGUGGGGGAGUUUUAAACUUUUUUUUGUUGUUUUUUCACUGUUUGUUAAAUUUGUUAGCUGUAUUAAGCCGCUUUUUAGAAGAGUUGUACCAAAUUUGUGUUUGUGUCCGUCCCUUCUGAUUUCCGUAUCAAACUCCCUCCUGCUGCACAUUUGAAACGUUACGCUAGAUGUGCUUUAAUUUAUCAUUAAAACAUCUUGUCCAUCACAGACUAACAGAAAAAUAAUAUUUAAUAUUUAAAAAAAAUUAGAUUUUCUAGAAACUCUGUUGUACAGAUGUAUUAUUGCUGUGUAUUCAUUUUUUUUUCCUUGAACAUUUUAGUAAUUCAUAAGAAAGGAGAUACUUUGUGGUAUUAAAAUUGUAUUUACAUUAAAACACGUGGUGUAAGAGAUCUAACCCUCGGAAUUUGUAUUACUUUGCACAAAUAAGUUAGCUUUGGUUAUGUAUGUUUAAAUGUUCAGUGGUGGUUAUGUAUAAAAGGGUGGUGAAAUAAACUCAAAAGCAACUGGG
Molecule: messenger RNA, 1975 nt
Organism: Fundulus heteroclitus (mummichog)
Lineage: Eukaryota; Metazoa; Chordata; Actinopteri; Cyprinodontiformes; Fundulidae
Gene: ifrd1
Product: interferon-related developmental regulator 1
Exons: 12
Coding region: 196-1482 (428 amino acids)
Cellular component (GO): nucleus
Source: RefSeq, a predicted model, not a curated record